UGCAGCUACCACUUGGCUGAGCAGUCUGUAUCCUAGCUUAAUAUGUGAAGAGGAAAGUCCAGCUCUGGGAGGGAGAUGUGAGCAGCGUAGCAAUGUGCAGAUUAUAGGAAGGCAGCCGAGACAGUCCAAUGUAAAGGCAACUGGAAAAGGAUCAAAACCGCGUCAUUGGGUGUUAACUUAAGGUUCUCUUGAGUUCAUUCAUUUUAAUCCACAUCUCCCAGGGCUGCUUACAACGUUCCUACCCUUUGCGCUCAAUUCAGGGACUGCCGGUAACACAAGACACUUUCGCUUGCGAACCUACGACUGAUUUUGAAGAGAAAUAAAAUGCCAACCAAUGGGAUACACCAAAUACUGAAGAUACACUUUGGCCUGAUUAAUUGUGAUAACAGGUAUUUGACAGCAGAAGCUUUUGGAUUCAAAGUUUAUGCAUCUGCUCCAAGCUUGAAAAAGAAGCAGAUAUGGACAUUAGAGCAGGACGAGAUAGACAGUUCAGUGGUCUAUCUCAAAAGCCACCAUCUAGGAAGAUAUCUGUCUGCUGAUAAGGAUGGGAAUGUGUCCUGUGAGGCUGAGAAACCAGGGGAAGAUUGCAGAUUUUCCAUUACUGCCCAGUCAGAUGGCAGGUGGGCCCUCCAAUCUGAUUUACACAAGCGAUUCUUUGGAGGUUCAGAAGACAAGCUGUCAUGUUUUGCACAGACCAUCACGGAGACAGAGCUCUGGGCUGUGCAUUUGGCUAUCCAUCCUCAAGCUAACCUUCUCAGUGUCAGCAGGAGGAGGUAUGCACACUUGAGUCCUCAAGAGGAUGAAAUCUCCACAGAUAGCAACAUCCCAUGGGGUGUUAACUCCCUCAUCACCCUGGUGUAUCAGGACAAAAAGUACUGCUUGAAGACGUGUGACAACAGAUACCUGCGUAAUGAUGGGAAGUUAGUUAAAGAUCCUGAUAAUGGCACAGGCUACACUCUUGAGUUCAAAGCAGGGAAAUUGGCCUUCAAAGAUUGCAGUGGGAAGUACUUGACACCAAUGGGACCCACGGGUACACUGAAGUCUGGGCGGAGCUCCAAACCUGGCAAAGAUGAACUCUUUGAUCUUGAGGAAAGUCACCCACAAGUUGUCUUUAUGGCAUCCAACAAAAGAUAUAUCUCUAUCAGGCAAGGUAUAAAUGUUUCUGCCAACCAAGAUGAGGAGACUGACUUUGAAACAUUCCAAAUGCAAAUUAAUAAAGAAACCAAGACGUGUAGUUUUCAUACUAAUUCUGGCAAGUACUGGACUCUUGUGAGCCAUGGUGGAAUCCAAUCUACAGCCACUGAGAUUGCUGCCAACACAAUGUUCGAGAUUGAAUGGAGAGGCAGGAGAGUUGCACUGAAAGCCAGCAAUGGGAAGUACGUCUGUACGAAGAAGAACGGACAGCUGGCGGCUGUGUGUGACGCAGUUGGUGAGGAUGAGGAGUUCACAUUGAAGCUGAUAAACAGACCAAUACUUGUCUUGCGUGGAGAUCUGGGAUUUGUCUGCUACCAUAAAACAUCAAAUACUCUAGAUGCAAAUCGCUCAUCAUAUGAUGUCUUCCAGAUCAUCUGUAAUAAUGGAGCAUAUCAAAUUAAAGGUCAGGGUGGGAAGUUCUGGUACAUCUCAAGCAAUGGCACCAUUUGUACAGAUGGAGACAUGUCAGAAGACUUCUUCUUUGAGUUCCGGGAAUACAACCGUGUGGCCAUCAAGGGUAAAAAUGGCCGAUAUCUACGGGGGGACCAGGCAGGCACCCUGAAAGCAGAUGCAGAGUCUGUGAACAAUGCAACUCUCUGGGAAUACUAAUUCACACCCAGCACAUUUUAGGUGUAGAAGACAUUAGAUGAUUUGCUUUGACGGAGAGCUUAAAGGACUGACAAAGCAAGAUAUGUUUCCCCAAAAGAAGCAUAGAGAGGUGAGCAGUGAGACAAUGAGCUUCUCACAUGGGGUUCAGAGUUCUAUAAUGAGAUCAGAGGUAGUCUGUCAUGGACACAAUGACCGUCUACAAGCAAUGUCCUACUAGGAUUAUGGGAAAUGCAUGUAAUUAUAUAAGUAUCAUUAUAUUAUAUUUAGUAUAGUUGAAAUUAUUAGCAUAUAUGUCUGAGAUUGUGUUCUAAACAUACAAUCUAAGUGGACAUAAUAUACAGAUGGAAACAUAUGCGUAUUUUGCAGUUUAUCUAAGUUACACCCUUAAUAUGCAGUGUGGUCAGCAACGCAGCUGUACCCCGACCAGUGCCCUGGUCAGAAACUGCAUGCAAAGCACACAGGUUGGAAUAGGUGCACCCCUUUUGUUGCUGGAAAAUGGGGUGGGUGCUUUUUUUAUACCAUUUUUAAAAGAGUUGCAGCUGCAUUCAUUCACACAAUUAAUAAAGAUGAAUUUGUUGACCAUCAAAAGUGUAUUCAUCCCUUUUAUAUAAAGGCAUAGGAUAGGACACAAGCUAGAUCUGAUUUAUACAUAAUGUGAAAUAACAAAAGUACAGAGGUUUUUCUGGGAGAUACUGGCCAUGUUAGAGCAGGAAGUGGUGCAAACAAUUAUGACAUAAUCUGCAAAAGGGCUUAUCUUUGCCUAAGCGCUCCUGCACACAGGCAGUAUACCUGAAAAAGGCAUAACAGCCGCUAAGAAAAUUGCUAAAAUUUGGUCAACUGCAAUAGAAAAUGGCAGUAAGAUUGGCUGUUAUGUAGAGGGUUUCAAGUCAUUUGUACACGCCACCAAUAGUAGAAUGUAUAUGAAUUUGAGGAAAUCAUGUAUGUAAAAUUUUAGGCAAUCUGUGGCUCUCCAGCUGAUGAGGAAGACCAGACUUAGGUAACCAGUGGCUCUCCAGCUGAUGAGGAAGACCAGACUUAGGUAACCAGUGGCUCUCCAGCUGGUGACCAGACGUAGGCAACCAGUGGCUCUCGAGCUGGUGAGGAAGACCAGACUUAGGUAACCUGUGGCUGUCCAGCUUAUGACGAAGACCAGACUUAGGUAACCAGUGGCUCUCCAGCUGGUAAGGAAUACCAGCCUUAGGCAUUCUGUGGCUUUCCAGCUUUUGGGGAAGACUUGAGCAAUCUAUGGUGCUCCAGAUGGUUUAGAACACAAGUCCAUACUGUUUUUACCAACAUUGUAAUCUAUUUUCCAUGGACACUUUGUUUCUUAGUUGGUGGAUCAGAGCAUUACUCAUGCAAUACUGUCAGCAGCCGUUGGAGCUCUACAAUCAUCAUGAUGUUGUGUGUACUAAAGCUGUUUAUAAUACAAGGUUUUUAUUUUUCAUUUUAAUCCUCUUCUUCAUUAAGUAUUGACAUAUAAAGCCUAGGGAAUAAGUAUACAUUAAAAAAAAUUAAAAUUACCAUAGAAAACAA
Pseudophryne corroboree (corroboree frog) is the source of this 3336-nucleotide messenger RNA. RefSeq names its product fascin actin-bundling protein 2, retinal (gene FSCN2). Gene Ontology annotation, molecular function: actin filament binding; protein-macromolecule adaptor activity. Gene Ontology annotation, biological process: establishment or maintenance of cell polarity; actin filament bundle assembly; cell migration. The coding region runs from base 325 to 1803 and encodes 492 amino acids. The record is from RefSeq and is a predicted model, not a curated record. Lineage: Eukaryota; Metazoa; Chordata; Amphibia; Anura; Myobatrachidae. The transcript is spliced from 5 exons. Gene Ontology annotation, cellular component: cytoplasm; actin cytoskeleton.